AUGCCACUGAAUCAUGGUUUUCCCUCCUCAGGAAUGUUCUUACCUGACAUCAACGAGAAUGAUGAAACGAUUACUGAUGAUUUGGAAGGACAGCAAAAUGCUGUUUCGUCGCCCACACGGCAACAACCACUUUCGCCGAUGCGACAACAACAUCGUCCACGAAGUGGAGGUACUCGAAGGCGUAGCUCUCGUCUCAGUGCUGUUGGAAGUGGAGGUCCUCGGCGCCGUGACUCUCGCCUUAACAACACGGAUCUGAGACGGCAAAGUACUACCAGCAGUUCGGGUCACCGGGCAAGUAUCAGCAGUGUUACUUCCGACCACACUCUCAGCGAAAUGAUGCAUCACGAAGACGAGUCUCCAGCCAAUUACCGUGACUAUCUACGAGCCCAACGAAACCUGAGGAGUUCCUUUCGAGCCCCGCCCCUACCUGUGUACGGUGACACUGCGAAUGAUUCUUUUGACUUUUCAUCUGGUACACUAAAAUAUCAGCAUCGCGAAUCGUCGGCUGUCAAUAUGGACUCGAUUCCCUUUGAUAACAGCGGACGCAGCGACAGAAUUGACGACCACUCUGUCGCCUCCCAAGAAGAGCGUCGCCGUGAAAAGGAGCGCGAUGAUGCCUAUCGCCAGAAUGUUCGCAAUCUGGCAGUUGCGGGACGACGCGGCUCCAUGAUGGGGGGAGAUACGAUGCUGUGGGAGCAACUGCUGGAAACGGAGGAGGAUUUGGAUAAUGAAGAAGAAAAAUUACUUGAGGAAGGAGACGAAAAUAGAGACGAAGAACAGGUGCUGGACGAUAGUCAAAAGUACACAAUCCCCCACCACAAAACGACUGCUGUUCCUUGGUACACACCACCUAUGCAGCGGGUAUUCUAUGGGAAACCGCAAGUUCUUCCACACGUCAACUGGGGAGAUCUGUUCUUUGAUCUCUUCUUUGUGGCCGCAGCCUACAACUUGGGAGUCUUGCUCAUAUCAUCUAUGAAUGACACGGAAUGGGUACAAGGAAUGAUUUAUUUCAUUGCCAUAUUUGGUGCCAUGUAUCAGACUUGGUAUCACGACCUGACGUUUUCAUCACGAUAUACAGUUUUGGACCAUUUCCAUCGACUGGUAUGGGGGCUCAAGUUUUUCAGUGUGGGUGUUGCCAUUAUUUUCAUCACGCCGCUAAACCUCAUGAAGGAUCCAAAAAGUAUCGAAAUGCUAUUCUUUAUAUUGGCCGUCUUUCUCGAGAGCUUGAUCAACCUGGGCUUGAAUCUUGAAAUCUAUUUCAAGGCCAUUGGGGAUCGAACGCCCAUCAAGAAACAUUCUAAACGGAUGAUGUUGAUCGAAGAUCUCCCGACACUAUUCUUUUACUCUAUCGCACUAGUAGUUGCGACAUUGGCAUACUUUGACAUUCCCAUUUUUGGAAAGAAAAACAGUGGUGGGGAUGAUUAUGGUAAUCGAAUGUUGGCGGGAGGUUCUGAUGUGGAAUGCAGCUCAGGUGGCCGUUUGUUACUUUCGCGCAUGUUGGGAGCUUCUGACAUCGCUUGUCCUUCUGGAGAGGGAUACCGGAAGCUUGCAGCAGCCGACGACGACGAUGGCUGUACUUGCCACACUGGCAUCCUGUUAUCAAACGACGACUUGCCCAUUGUAUUCGUUGCAGUGGCAUACCUUUUCAGCAUUAUCUUCAGCUUCUUGCGGCAACUCUCGCUGGCAUCUGAGGAAAAGGAUAUUCGAGAUCGUUUUGUACCAAACAAUUUAGACUAUGUCAUCCACAGAUAUGGGGAGUGGAUUAUGCUUAUGAUUGGCGAAGGUGUGUUGUCGUUGCUAAUUGUGGAAACUACCGAGUCGAUCGAAUACUUCGUCGUAUCUUGCUUUGGGGUAUUGACAGUGAUGGGAAUUCACGUGCUGGUCUUUGAGUCGCAACCAAGCACUUCCCAUGGGCAUGCUAUCUACAGAAGUCUCAAGGGGCAACUGGUAUUCAAUAUACUAGUCCAGACCCUGUCUCUUGGAUUGAUUGCAUUUGGGGUUUGUUUCAAGAUCAUGUUGACAACCAUUGUAUCGAAUAAUUCGUACGAGUCUCGUAGGCUUGCUGCAACUCCAGCCGUCAGCGUGGAAGCGACUGCCACUCUCUUUUCAGGAUCUCUAGCCAUUGUGUUGAUCAGUCUCGAAUUUAUGUUGGCCAAUCACAAAGGUGCCAAGGGAACCUACAAACGCUUGUUCAAGAGUCGCGACCGUGGUGAAGAGGGCAUUGUGAAGAAAUAUAACAAGGCCUUGAUUCUGCUGAUACUCUUCAAAAUUGUUUUGAUUUUCUUUACGAUCACCUUGAGCCAAUGGGAGCGAUCUCUGACAGAGGUUUCCAUGAUUGCCUUUACAGUUGUGGUUGCCAUGUCAAUUUCACGGAUCGUAGGAUGGGGGAUGGUGCACAAGGAAGAUGAAAUCAGGCAGAUGCUCCAAUCAAUCCGCCGCGCACCAAGGAGGCUUGUAUCAAAGAGCUUCCAACAAACGCCAAAGAGCUUCCGACGAAAGACAAGUACAAUACUGAAUUUAUUUACAAAGAGUACGAGAGUAUCAUCGGGAACCUUCGAUACGCCUCCAGACGUAAGCAUGGAGCUCCUGAUCCACAAGGAAGUCUGGGAUACAUCAGACGAAACCAUCAUCGUAAUCGAUCGCUCAGGGACUAUUCACUACGUCAAUACGGCUGCAGUGAACAAGUUUGGCUACAGUGUACCAAGCGAGAUCCUUGGAAACAAUGUAUCACUGUUGCUUAGAGAUACUAAGUACGAGAACGAUCCUUUGGGCUUGCAGAAGCUUGGAGAAUCGUCUCGCCCACCCAAGAUGCUUGGGCAAGAACAUGCAAUACACGGCAAGAGGACAGAUGGAACCACAUUUCAGUGCAUGAUUGGUCUCAAGCCGGUUCCACGCUCCGAGAUGAUGUCUGGAUUUGUUCGUGAUGUUUCGAAUCGUGUCGCUUUGGAAACUAGCGAUAUGGAAAAUGAAAUCAAACUAGUGAACGAUAUAGAUGGAAUCAAAGUGCGCCCAAUCAAGGUUGCGGAUGAGCAGAAGCACCCGCAUCUUCCGAAAGAUGUUGCACAAUCAAGCAACGUUAGUCCGAAGUCCAAGGGCGGAGAUGAUAGUAACCUACCGGAAUUGAUGGAUGCUGCAUCUCGUGGGGACUCAUAUGGAAUCAAGGUAUUGGCAGCUCAAGGAGAUAUUGACGUGAACAAGAGUGAUUCGGAUGGACGAACUGCCAUACACCUGGCAGUAAGUGGGGGGUUUGACUCAGCUGUAGAGGUGCUUUGCGAGGCAGGAGCCAACGUCAAUAUUGUAGAUGGAAGCAAUAGGCGACCCAUAGACCUUGUCGAUGAACAGAAACACCCGCAUCUGCGGGCCAUUCUUCAAAAGCAUGGUGCACAACCCAGCAAAGCGAAUCUAAAGUCCAAGGGCGGAGACGAUUUAUUUGAAGAUGCUUUUGAUGCGAUAGUAAUAAGUGACUUUGAUGGCGUCAUCCAAAAAGUGAACAAUACUGCACUAGAAGUAUUUGCUUUCACGAUGAAAGAAGACUUGCUAGGGAAGGAAAUCUCGUUUGUCUGCCCAGAUGUCGGUUCUAACUCCAACGCACAAUCAAAUACAAAAGCCAGGCGCAAGGACGGCUCUGAAUUCUUGUGCAUGGUCGUAUCGAAAAGAAACGAACACUCCAAGUUGGUGACCAGAUGGAUUAGAGAUAUGGGCGUAUUUGAUGAGCGACAGACCAUCGGACAAAGAAGAAGUGACGACUCAGAGCAUGAGUACAAGGCAUAA
Molecule: messenger RNA, 3771 nt
Organism: Cylindrotheca closterium
Lineage: Eukaryota; Bacillariophyta; Bacillariophyceae; Bacillariales; Bacillariaceae
Source: the annotation of a GenBank genome assembly